UAAAUUUAAAAAAAAGACUAAAUCUUUUUUAUAAUGUAUAUUGUAAACAAAGAGAAAAUGUUCACAAUAGAAAAAGAUGAUGUGUGCGAAGGGCCUGGAAAGUAUUCAUAUUUUGUGACUCUCUGUUUAGUUCUCUGUUUAGUUCUCUGUUUGUAUUUCUUUUACGUCAAACAUCUAAACUGAUCGGGCCCAUAUGUGGUCAUAUGAAUUGCCAUUUAUAUGGCAAUUCAUAUGACCACGGACUGUCGACUGAACCAACUUGACGCGCCAAUUUAAAUAAAAAAAUCCGCCAACAUUUCAGAAUGAUUAAAAUUACCACUUUUAGAGCUCUACAAGACUCGAUUUUUUUAAAACAAAAAUAUCGCAAUUCUAAAAAUGAACUUUCAUACGACUCCUGUUAUGAUUGAAUGUAUCAGAUGUGAGACCAAGUGAUGCUGGAACCUAUCUGUGUGAAAUAUCUACACACCCACCAACGGUACUGCAUAAACUGCUCGAGGUCAAAGCUGCAAUCGUAGAAAUAUUGAGCGACAUGAACGCUGAUAGUAUUAAUCCAGUGUAUGGAGUUGAGGAUAAAUUUUACAAUCCUGGUUCUGAUAUUCAACUCAGCUGUGUUAUACGACGAGUGUCUGGCGGAACUGUGUGGUUAAAAGUUCACACGAACAUUAUGUGGAUCAAAGACGGAAAUGUGAUCGACUUACAUAAGAGACACUCCGUCAGUGUUGGUACUCAGGUAGAAGCGGAGAAAAUUAUAUCUACUCUUCUAGUAAAAGAAGCAAUGUUAUCAGAUUCUGGUAAAUACUCAUGCUCUCUUCCACAUCUGGCAUCUUCUUACUUUCCAAGAGCAGCAGUCAUGGUUCAUGUUAUACAAGGUGACCAUCAAGCAGUAUAUGGAGCAGCAUCUCUAACCAAUUCUUCAAGAUUUAUCUAUCUUCUGUAUGGAUAUUUACUGUGUUGCAGGAGACAGUUUCUGAUGAAUGCCUAAAAAAGAUAUUGUUAUUUCAUAUUAUUAAAUAUUAAACAUGGUUAAUGUUUUUAAAUCAAUAUUUUUAAAUUACAGUUUAAUUUAAGAAGCUAAUAAAUGCUAUCUAAAACUUUU
Molecule: messenger RNA, 1096 nt
Organism: Eurytemora carolleeae
Lineage: Eukaryota; Metazoa; Arthropoda; Copepoda; Calanoida; Temoridae
Exons: 8
Coding region: 530-982 (150 amino acids)
Biological process (GO): synapse organization
Cellular component (GO): neuron projection membrane
Source: RefSeq, a predicted model, not a curated record